Molecule: messenger RNA, 1566 nt
Organism: Pelagomonas calceolata
Lineage: Eukaryota; Pelagophyceae; Pelagomonadales; Pelagomonadaceae
Source: the annotation of a GenBank genome assembly
AGGAAACGAGGUCUCCUCCUUUACAGCGGCCGCGUUGCCCAACAAACUCAUCCGGAGAGGGUAAUUUUGCAUUUUUGGCGCCGACGGACCCAACGUGCGUGCAGCGUAGCCGAAGACCGGGCGCAAAACGAGCCAGAAUAGCAAAACACGAGAGCCCCACAGCGCUCGAGUACCACAGCGCUCGAGCGCAAGUAUGUGUGGCCACGCCGGCCUCACGGUGGGAGCAGGUGCCGUCGGAGAGCAUGUAAGAAAAGCAGGCUGUCCAGUCGACCAGACGAAGCCGGCAAGCUACGACACCGGCACGAACAAGACGGCCAAGAAAGGCGCGAACUACCCGGCGGUCGUCCAGAAGCGGGACUCGCUCUCGCUGGAAACCAGGACCUUCGGCGUCGCCCGCCUCCGGGGCACGCACUGCGUCUUCGACGGCUGGAUGCAGAAGCCCACGUGGGCCAAGGCCGCCAAGAGCGCGACCGGCCGCUGCGCCGUCGUCGUGACGUCGUUCGUGGAAGGCAUCACGUGCCGCCGACCGGAUGACAAGGUGUUUUUCAUCCUCGCGCUGGCCAUCGGCGACGACAGCUUUGUGAUUCUCACGACGGACGCCAAGGAAACAGCGCUCCUCGGUGAGCGCGCGAAGAAGAGCGACGGGUUCGGGUCUGGCCGGUGCCCGCUCUACGCCAGCGGCGAGCAGGCGGCGAGGUGGUGCGCGUCGGCGUCGGCGGAGGAUCCCACCGCCGUCGCUGCCGAGAUCGAGGCCGCGGCGCAAACAAACGCGCUCGGACUCGUCACCGGCGCGGCCAAGCGCGGCGCCGUGACGCAGUCGCGGACGCUCCAGGACUUCUGGGGCGCCGCGCCCAAGAAGAAGGCCAAGGCGGAGUCGGCGUCGCCCCACUUUGCAAAAACGCCCGGGGCGCCGCCGCCGCGCCCGCGGCUCAAGGAAACGAGGCUCGGCCGUCCGAUGGCCGCCGGGCGACGCGACUUUGGUCUAAACCUGCCGGCCAGCGCGUCGCGCGAAGCCUACCGGAACGCAGUGGGUGCGUUCCCGGGCAUGGCGGCCCACCGGCGCUCGGCUCAGGCCGACCAAGGCUUCGAGUUAGUAGGCGUCCAAACGGCGGAGGAACGCUCAGAAGCGAACCGCCAGCGAGCGGAGCAGGAGGGCAACGUGCUGGAGGUCGACGACGACUCGAGCGCGGUAGCGGCGCCGCCGAGCCAGCCGGGGCUUAGCGCGGUGCAGCAGGCGAGAAAAUCGGCCUGGAGCUCGCGCUUCGAUCAUACCGAAGAUGUGCCGCCGGACGUGCGGCGGGCGCGCGAGGCCUACGACACCGCCGACUACAACAUCUUCGUAAACACGGGUCGGCACAUGACGGCCGAGGAGCACGCAUCGUUGACGGAGCUCGACAUCGCGUUCGCGCGGCCCCACGAGGCGUCCGCCGAAGCCCUGGAGCGCGUCGCCCAGGCGCGGCGCGCGGCACGGUCGGCAAAGGUCGUCGGCAAAGGCGAGGACUCGGAGGUCAUCGAGAUCGACUAGGCCCCCAACAACCCCCUGUACGUACGUAAGUGAAUGUGUGC